AGGUGGUAGAUGCAUGACCAACUCCAACCCCCCUUCUCUCUCUCUCUCUCUCUCUCUCUGCAUCAUACAUAUAAUAGAUAUAUCUAUAUCUCAACUUUCUCUCUCCAACCUCACCACCUUGCCCUUGUAAUCCAGAUCAAAACCCCAGUUCAUCUUGCAACCCCUCUUGGUUUUCACCACCUUUUCAGGUUUGUGGUUGGAAGAUAUGGUGAGCAUUCGUCGACAAAGAUUGAUCAAGCUUUACGGGCGAAGUCCUUCUCUAGAUUUAAUAUCUUCACUUGAAAACGGGCAAUCUCCAAGUUGGGUCCAGAGCACCCGACAUGUCAAUGUGCUUCCGACACCUUCGGUUGACAUUAACCGAUCUGCAGAGGAGAAAACGAAAUCUGAAGAACCCGAAUCUUCAAAUGUCAAUGAAUCGAGCUCAUCUAACAAGCAGCCCAUUCAACAUCCAGUGUUCAAAAGGCGGAAACGACACAGAAGAAAACACUUUGAGAACCAAGAACCGUGCAUAAUGAGAGGGGUAUAUUAUAAGAACAUGAAAUGGCAAGCUGCCAUUAAAGUGGACAAAAAACAAAUCCAUCUAGGUACAGUUGGCUCCCAACAAGAAGCUGCUUGUUUGUAUGACAGGGCGGCUUUCAUGUGUGGUAGAGAACCAAACUUUGAGCUCACGGCUGAGGAGAAGGACGAACUCAGUAAACUGAGUUGGGAUGAUUUCUUAACCAUGACUCGGUCAGCAAUCAACAGCAAAAAACAUCAGAGACGGGUUAGUUCCCGAAUGAAGUUCGAGCAUCCGUCACAUAACAGCAGUGACCCGCAUACGAAGGCGGAUCAAGGAGGAAAGAGUUUCUCAGGAUCUGAAGAUGUUGAGACAUCGGGUUCCUGAUGAUUUAAAACUUUAUUAUUGGCAUUUCUUUUGUUAAAACAUUAUAACCUUCAGCUCUAUUUUUAACAAGUUUUAUGUUUUAACGCGCAUUUUAGGAGCAAAUCUAAAUGCUUAUGCUGUACCAUGCAAUCAUAGUGUCUUUGGAGGUCACAAAAAUUGAUUAAUUAGUUUCCUUAUAUUGUAUAAUAGCUGCAUUGUGUAAUUUUAGCUUUCUAA
This is a messenger RNA of Helianthus annuus (common sunflower), 1099 nucleotides long. RefSeq names its product ethylene-responsive transcription factor-like protein At4g13040. Gene Ontology annotation, biological process: regulation of DNA-templated transcription. Gene Ontology annotation, molecular function: DNA binding; DNA-binding transcription factor activity. The transcript is spliced from 7 exons. The record is from RefSeq and is a predicted model, not a curated record. NCBI's taxonomy places the organism in Eukaryota, Viridiplantae, Streptophyta, Magnoliopsida, Asterales, Asteraceae. Bases 206 to 883 code for a protein of 225 amino acids.